Molecule: messenger RNA, 735 nt
Organism: Contarinia nasturtii (swede midge)
Lineage: Eukaryota; Metazoa; Arthropoda; Insecta; Diptera; Cecidomyiidae
Product: protein takeout-like
Exons: 4
Source: RefSeq, a predicted model, not a curated record
ACGGUUUUGGUCAUUCGAUGCACGUGUCGACAUACUGCUAUCAUUCAAGUUGACUGGUCGCCACUUUAAUUUCGUACUCAAAACAACAAAAUCAUUGCCGAAAAGAAUAUUCAAUAGUCCUAAUCUUUUUUUUAGAUCCGACAUCGAAACGCUACAAUUUCAAUUGACUUUUGAAAUUCCACAUAUUCGUGUUCGCGCACAAUAUCGUUCAUCUGGCGUUCUAAUUUUGGUUAAAGCUAGUGGUUCUGGAGAGUAUUGGGGAGAAUAUGAUGGCGUAAAGGCCAAGGUUUACUUCAAAGCCAUUCCGAUUGACCAAAUUGACGGAAUGACUUAUUUGCGUGUUGAAGAGGCCAAAAUGGAUUUCAGUGUUAAAAACAUUCAAAUGGGCGUCGACAAUGUUGCUGGCGGCAAUGCUGUGAUCCAAGCUGCUCUUAAUUUAUUUAUAAAUUCCAAUGCACAAGAGUUGUUAAAGGAAAUGAAACCAGCUCUUCGUUCAAAAUUCACCACUGUAUUGCAUUCGUUUAUCGAUCGAUUAUUCGAACGCAUCCCAAUGGAACAUUUCUUAGUUUAAUAAUUUAUUCAUCAUUUUUAAGUCACAUUUUAUAUUUAAGAACAUUUUUUUUCUGUUAUUGAAAUACAAGAUAAGAGAUAUGCUUCGUUGUUCUUCUUUAAUGUUCGUCUUUGUAUUUGUUUAAGAAUUCAUUUCGUUUUGUAAAAAAAUAUAUCCCGAAAUCA